Molecule: messenger RNA, 2104 nt
Organism: Mercurialis annua (annual mercury)
Lineage: Eukaryota; Viridiplantae; Streptophyta; Magnoliopsida; Malpighiales; Euphorbiaceae
Product: 2-dehydro-3-deoxyphosphooctonate aldolase
Exons: 13
Coding region: 126-998 (290 amino acids)
Biological process (GO): monosaccharide biosynthetic process
Cellular component (GO): cytoplasm; cytosol
Molecular function (GO): 3-deoxy-8-phosphooctulonate synthase activity
Source: RefSeq, a predicted model, not a curated record
CGCCAUUUUUUUUAGAUCCAAUAGUAACUGAAACUGCAAGUAAAGAAUUAGAGUUAAUUAGCAGAAUUUGCAUCAUCUGCUACAUACAAAUCGUUAGGUUUCCGGCCGAUUAGCGACGGAGUAAGAUGGACUCUGCGACACUUCUAUAUAACGAGCUCAAGGCUGCGGAGCCGUUUUUCUUGUUAGCUGGACCGAAUGUGAUUGAAUCUGAAGAACACAUUUUCAAAAUGGCAAAACAUCUUAAGUUUAUCAGUACCAAGCUUGGGUUGCCGUUGGUUUUUAAGUCUAGCUUUGAUAAAGCUAAUAGAACUUCUUCAAAGUCGUUUCGCGGUCCUGGCAUGACUGAAGGCUUGAAGAUUCUUGAGAAGGUUAAGACAGCAUAUGACAUCCCCAUUGUAACUGAUGUGCAUGAAGCUAUUCAGUGUGAAGCGGUUGGUAGAGUUGCAGAUAUCAUACAAAUUCCUGCAUUUUUAUGUCGCCAGACAGAUCUUCUAGUUGCAGCCGCUAGUACUGGGAAAAUUAUCAAUAUUAAAAAAGGCCAGUUUUGUGCUCCUUCUGUCAUGAGGAAUUCUGUUGAGAAGGUUAGAUUGGCUGGAAAUUCAAAUGUGAUGGUCUGUGAGCGAGGAACUAUGUUUGGCUAUAAUGACUUGAUUGUUGAUCCACGUAACUUGGAGUGGCUCAGGGAAGCUGAUUGUCCAGUCGUAGCUGAUGUGACACAUUCAUUACAACAGCCUGCUGGGAAGAAGUUGGAUGGUGGAGGUGUUGCAAGUGGAGGUCUUCGUGAACUUAUACCAUGCAUUGCAAGGACAUCAGUUGCUGUUGGGGUGGAUGGCAUUUUCAUGGAGGUGCAUGAUGAUCCUCUGAAUGCCCCAGUGGAUGGUCCAACGCAGUGGCCUCUGCGUCAUUUGGAGGAAUUGCUAGAAGAGCUCAUGGCAAUAGCUAGGGUUAGCAAGGGGAAGAGGAGCAUGAACAUUGAUCUCACUCCAUUUCAUGGGUAGAAAAGCUUGAAGGUCUCUCUCAAGGAAUAGCAAGAUAUAAUCACACAAUUGUAGGCAUUUCUUUCCCUUAUUAAUUAGCUCAUUUUUUCCAUCCUGUGAUAUGAACUUGGGUGCUUCUCUAAAAUUAGAGAAGUCAAUCAAGUUAGGUUUCCCUUAUGUUAUUUUACAUUUGAAUUGCUGGAGUCAAGUUCUUAACUCCAAAGUUUUUGGUUAUUUCAAGAGAUGUUAUCUCUAUGAAUCAAUACAAAUUGGAAAAAAUUGCAACCAAAUCUUUUUAGGCUUAUCUAGUAACUUAAAAGCAAUUAUGCAUAACUCGGAAAGGAAGGGCGUUUUGAAGAAUAGUAGUGGUCUUUGCAAUGUCUUUCGCAACUGGUUUAUCUCUAGCCAUAUUGUUGACUUUGGAUGCUCGUGGUCCUCACUAUAUGUGGGUUCGUGGAUAUGGUGUAUAAUCUUUAUUUUUGAAGAGGCUAUGGUGUAUAAUCUUCAUAGAAUCAGUUUUGAUCAUUGCCCGGUCCUGAUUCGAUCCCUUCUUUAAGCUCAAAACUCAUAUAGCUUAUCAUAGAUUGGAGGGAGUGGCAUAUCGAGGAGGCUUGAUCAGAGAUGGUAAUGGCCGGUGAGUUAAUGGAUUUGUGAUAAACAUUGGUUGUUGAUCAUCACAAUGGCAGAAAUUUGGGGUGUGUAUCAAGGAUUAUGUUUAGCUGGACAAUGAGGCAUUCAACAUUUGUUGGUAGAAGUUGAGGGCCUAUCGGCAGUUCAGAUGAUUAUAGGUAAGGAGGUGGCAUUUAAUGUGAAUAAAGCUUUGGUUUUGAAGAUUUAGCAAAUUCUGCUCCAGGAUUGAACAUUUCCGGGUUCAGAUUCUUUCUGCAUGUAGCUGCUUUAUCUUAACUUGUGCUCCUCUUCGAAUGUGAUCAGCUUUUUUUUUUUUUGCUAAUUGCUAAGUUUAUAAUUCGACUUCGAUUUUAUGUUAUGUAAUUCUUGCGACUUGUUUGUUGGAAGGUCGUUGAACAUGAGCUAUAGCAAUGAGAGAUAAUCUAUCCAUCCUCCAUGCUUCUGCGUUCUCCGUAUUUAUCUUUGAACUAAUGAAAUUUCUAAUAGAAAUUAGUCUA